Messenger RNA from Caenorhabditis elegans, 1137 nucleotides. RefSeq names its product G-protein coupled receptors family 1 profile domain-containing protein (gene srw-129). Gene Ontology annotation, biological process: signal transduction; G protein-coupled receptor signaling pathway. Gene Ontology annotation, cellular component: membrane. Bases 1 to 1137 code for a protein of 378 amino acids. Gene Ontology annotation, molecular function: G protein-coupled receptor activity; G protein-coupled peptide receptor activity. Lineage: Eukaryota; Metazoa; Nematoda; Chromadorea; Rhabditida; Rhabditidae. The transcript has 4 exons. The record is from RefSeq and is marked reviewed.
AUGUCGACUUGCGAUGUUCUUGAUGAAUAUUAUCCAGGAUUUACAAAAUCGUCAGCGCUCUUUUGGUGCAAAUUUUUAUUAAAUUUGGAAGAAUUCGUUUCGGUCAUAAUGCACCAAGAGUAUACAAUAUCAGUAGCGAGUUUGGUGAUUAAUACCUUCCAUAUCAUAAUUCUCACCAGGACUGCUAUGCGGAAAUCUUCCAUAAAUCUCAUUAUGGCUGCAGUUGCAGUGUUUGACAUAUUCACAUUGUUUCCAACUUUCGAGCGUUUCAUUUCGGAAUUUAUCAGCUUGUUUCGUCGCUGCCCAAAACCACCUUCAUACUCUGAAGCGCUCAUGGGAAUAGGCUUUUCAGAAUUCAAAGAUUUUUCGCAAAAAUGCUCUACAUGGCUUUGCUUUUUUAUUGCUCUUAUUCGGACAUUAGUAAUUCGAAACCCACUGAAUCCAAAAUAUGAGAAAUUGGCACAUUCAAAAUUUUCCAUCCAUUUUAUAAUUGGAACCGUCUUGUUUAACAUGCCAUUCACCGUGAUAGGCUUUUUAAAAUACGAUAUAGUUGAAAUGGGAUUUUGGUACGAGUGUGUUCGAGCUAUAAAUGGGAGACAAUAUGUUAUGGUUAUCUCCAAGUUUUACCGGCAUAACAAAUUAUUGAUAGAACUUCUAGAGACUCUAAAUGCUCUUAUUUCCAAAAUCAGUCCCUGUCUGCUUUUUCCGAUUGUCACCAUAUUUCUGAUUAAAGAAAUUAGGAAAGCUGAUGAAAACCGGAGAAAAAUAUCAUCCUCUUCAUCAGCCAAAACUUCGGAUUCUCGAAAAACAUCCCGAUUGGUGUUAUAUAUGACAAUUAUGUUCUUCGUUUCCGGGUUUCCAUAUGGUCUUAAUACUGUAGUUGGCUUCUAUUAUGUACAUGUUCCCGGUAUAUGGCAAAUCCUACAAGAGAUCGGGUUUAUGCUGUCGCUUUUAUUAAAGUUGAACACAAUGUCCCAUUUUGUAGUAUGCUUAUGUAUGUCACAUCAAUAUCGGCAAACUGCAAUUGGUAUCAUAUUCUGUGGACAUUUGGCAUUACAAGAUAAAAAAUCAAGUGUUGUUGCUGUGUCUCAAAACCAAUCGCGAAACGUCUCAGCAGGAGUUAGAACAGUAGCCUAA